UGGAAUAGGGGUCGUGACGUCACGGCGAAGAAAGUUUCCCGCUCGUACCAGGCGACAGUCGACGAGUGGCAGCCGCGCGGAUCACACGCGUCAUGGACGAGUGCGCUACAGAGAAACAAUCGCGCGAAUAAUCAUGUCGCUUCGGAGGUUGCUGAGUGCGGUGAGGACCGCGCGCGAGGCUAUCACGCGCGGCGCUCCCAUGGCCGACGGACUCCUCAAAUCAUUAGUUUCAAUUAUAGUUAUAUGUUUCAUCGCAGUGUCUUCACCGCCAUCCGCAUCAGCAAAACCAUUUGCCUUCAGCUUUCCAGCCGGCUGGUCAUUGGCCGGUCUUGUAGGCACAGUCGGAGCGAGGUCCGACGAAGCGGAGAGAAGAGAACCAGCGGCCGGUGUAAAGCCGUACACAGGACGAAGAGUGAGCAAUGACACGCUUCGCAUGAUCUACUACCACGACCAGACAGUUGCCGUUGUGGAAUUAGGACCUGGAAAGUUGCUGCUCAAUUGCGAACUCAUUGAAACUUAUGAUGAGGAAGACACAUCGCGGCUGCUACGUCAGCUAAGCCGCAUCAACCGGCCCUUCGCCGUCACUUUCCGCCAGAUGAUCAAACUAAUGAGCCAGUGCCAACAGGUGGAUGGAGUGGAAGCUGAAGACGAGGUGGAGCGGCGGUCGACGGGCCAAGCUGCACGCGACUGGCGUACCGGCGUCAGCGCACGCGCACGUCUCGACGCAGGCGGUGCGCACGCCGGCCUACUGGGCGGCAGUCCGCUUACGCUGCUGCAGGGAAUUAUACCUGGUACAAAAUGGUGUGGUACAGGCGAUAUAGCGGCCGACUACCACGACCUAGGCGCAGACCGGCGGCUGGACCGUUGCUGUCGUACACAUGACCUCUGUCCCACCAAAGUGCGCGCUUUCACCCGACGCUACAACCUCACCAACAAUUCGAUUUACAGCAAGUCGCACUGCCACUGCGACGAUAUGCUCUUCGACUGCCUCAAGGCCACCAACACCUCCGCCGCUCACCUUAUGGGCCACAUCUACUUCAAUCUAGUUCAAGUACCUUGCUUGGAGGACUCCCACGAUGGGCGACAGUUCCGCGAUGCCAAACAAGGCUUUUAACGGCAUCUAGCGGUCAAUAGCAGAACUAACAAUACAACCUUUAAGUAUAGCGCCAUCUCUUGACAAACUUUUAAAUAAGUGUCGCACAGAGUAGUUUAUGAUGUAGUUAUUUUUUGUGUCGUGUGUGUAAAUAAAUAAAAAUUAAAUAUUAGGCGUCAUACAUCAACCUGUGAUAUGUCUGUGCCUUUGAUGUGUGGUAUGAGUAUUUUAUGAUGGCGCUAUGCGAACACAACUUAUGCAUAGUUAGUGAAUGUUAUUUUAAGAUUAAUUAUUUAUUUGUUACAUUUAAAAGUAUCUUUUUCGCAUGAAACACGAUCAAUUCAUGAAUUCGUGACAAAGGA
Molecule: messenger RNA, 1455 nt
Organism: Hyposmocoma kahamanoa
Lineage: Eukaryota; Metazoa; Arthropoda; Insecta; Lepidoptera; Cosmopterigidae
Exons: 4
Coding region: 134-1114 (326 amino acids)
Biological process (GO): arachidonate secretion; phospholipid metabolic process
Source: RefSeq, a predicted model, not a curated record